CCGGGAUCCUGCAGGCGGCAUGUUUAGUCCGUGCUUAUACAGGGGAGAGAAAAACAAGUGGAAACUAUUUGGCUCCGAUUGCUGAGCCCUGCCUUCCUAGCAGCUAGGUCGGGGACCGGCACUCAACCCUCCGCGGACCGGCAGCGGUCCGCGGACCGGCGGUUGAGAAACACUGAUGUAGAACAACACUUCUAGAGUUAUUAGAGUAACUAUUGAGAUGCAAUCAGCUUUCAACUCUGUACAGAGUGCAAAGAUAGUUCAUCUCUCUUUCAAAAAAUGAUAAGCAUCUGUUCAGAACCUGAGGGUUCUGAACCUUGAAAAUGUGGGUCCAACGGACCCCCAGUUUGCCUGCAGCCCCCUGAUGCGCAUCCAAACUAUUACAAUCCUCAGUCUUGGAGCUGGCCAAGGGGGUUGUACUGGCUGCAUGGGCAUCUUCCAACCCUGGAAAGACAGCCCGUGCCAGCCAAUAGAAUAGAAGCCACAGGAGGAGCUUCCUCUGAUUUGGGCUAUUUGCCCAAUCCAGAUGAAACAAUGGAGCCUCUGGACCCUCAGUUAGGUUUUGUUCUGUACAAACUACCUGGGAUCUCAGGUAUAGGGACCUCUGCUGAAAUGACUCUCCUGUCCUUCAUCUUUUUGUUGACCUUUGCCCAGGCUGUAUCUUCAGGUGGUCUCGUAUUUGGACCAAGGCAGGUAACUGGGCUACAGGGUGGUUCUGUCACUGUGAAAUGCUUCUACCCUCAAAGUAGUGCAAAUAGACAUGGGAGGAAGUACUGGUGCAAGGAAUCACCAAGGCAAUGUUCAACCAUCCUUUCGUCCAAUGGCUUUGUUGCAAAAGAGUACACAGGCCGAGCCACACUAACAGACAUGCCAGAAAAUGGCAUGUUCAUCAUAGAGAUUUCACAGAUGGUCAAAGGAGACGUGGGAUCAUACAAAUGUGGCAUCGGUUUAAAUGACAGAGGAUUGUCCUUCCAAGUCAAGCUGGAUAUUUCUGAAGGUUCGGUCAGGCCUGAAGAAGCUCAACUCUUCUACGUUGAGCAGCCAGGAUCAGUAACGAUGACAUGCAUCUUUGGUCAGCAGUAUGCCAGUAGUAGGAAGUACCUGUGCAGGAUGACAAAGAGCAGCUGCUCCAACGUCAUUGACACGUAUGGAAAUAUCAACCCAUCAUACAAAGGAAGAAUUCUGAUAAGCAAUCUCGAUGUUCCUGGAUCAUUCAAUAUCAUUAUGACCCAGCUAGAGAAGGGAGAUUCAGGUGUAUAUCUCUGUGGAGUUGGCAACUAUGGGGCAGAUGGAGAAUCCAAGGAACUGGAUCUGCAUGUGUUUGCAAAGUCUUUGGUACCCAAAGGACAACCUGUACUCAGGGGAGUUCCAGGUGGUUCAGUAUCUACUGAAUGUCACUACAACCCAAAGGGAAAUGAUACACUCAGAUAUUGGUGCAAGUGGAAAUCACAUGGGUGCACUCAGUUAAUAAACAACUUGGGAUAUGUGCUGGAUACCUAUGAAGGAAGGAUAGUGAUGCAUGAUUACCCAGAAAAUGGCACAUACAUUAUCAUAUUGAACCAAUUGAAGGAGGAGGAUGCAGGGUAUUACUGGUGUAUGACAAAUGGAGAAAAUGAAAGGAAGUCAACAGCAGAGCUGACAAUCGUAGAAGGGCUACCCAGUUUAACAGGACAGAAGGAAAUCAGUGCUGUUCCUGGCUCCCCACUGACUAUCUCAUGCUCUUAUCCAUGCAAAUAUUAUCAAUAUGAUAAAUAUUGGUGCAAGUGGAAGAAUACUGGAUGUGAACCUCGUGAUGCACAUGUGCAAAACCAAAGUGGCUUGGUUGUCAGCUGCGAUAAAGACAGCAGAAUACUGUCUCUGAAUUUUGACCAAGUGACAACAGCAGAUCAAGGGUGGUAUUGGUGUGGAGUCCAACGUGCAGGUCACUAUGGGGAAACCUUCGCAGUAUAUCUAAGUGUCCAUGGAGUCCUUCUAAACUCUGAAGAAGCUCCCAAUCCGAAAGCAGGAUCCAAUGCUGUUGUUAUUCCCAGGAAGAACUCUGAAAACAGGAAUUCUCCCUUAGAUGAAGCCAAGGCAGCAGCAGGACCUGGAAGUUCAGCAGAAGGCCAAAAAGACAGUACACAUUCCACAGUUCUUCUCUCAGUUUUGGUUCCCCUUGCAGUUAUGCUUCUGCUUUUCGGUACCGUCUUUGUUGUUCUCAAGUUCAAACUUUUCAAGAAUUCAGAUCUGGUCUCAGUUGGAAGCUACAGGACCAAUAUUAGCAUGACUGAUUUUGAGAAUGCAAGACAGCAUGGUGCAAAGGACAAUGUGUGUGUGGAAGAAGAUCAUGAGACCCAGAUAGGGACAACCAAUGAGUAUGUAGCUACUACUGGCAGUCCCAAAUCAGCUGGUAAACCAAAGAAGAUAAAAAGUGGCUCCAAAGAGGAUUUGGAGAUGGCUUAUUCCACAUUUCUGCUUAAUUCAGAAAACCUUUCCACUCCAAGAAGCGUCCAGGAACAGUAAACCUUGCAAACUCAUCGUGGCUACUUCCAGAGACCAUGGAAGCAAAUAUUGCAAUAAUGAUUGAAGACAAGGCUCUUUCUAUAACCAACCAUUUAUGCUUGUUGAACUUCUAAUAUUUUCCACAAUCAUUCAUAUUUCAGUUCUGUCACUGAUUCUGAAACAAGAUACUUCUGGGUCAGGAUAUAUUGCUUUAAGAGUAUAAGCAGCCUCAUUUCAAACAAAUACAAUCAAGAUUUGUUUGAGGUUAAGAACAAAAAUCUAUACCUGACUGUAUGUUGGAUGUUGGCACAUUUUAAACUAAUCACAUCAAACAACUGACAUUUAUAUCUUUGAAAUUUUGUGCAGUUGUAUAUGAAAAUCUAUAAUUUUGAAGUAUUAAUAAGAACACAUUUUGAUAAAGAUUAGUAAAAAUCAGUUAAGAAACCUAGGAACAUCGCAUCAAACAACUGACAAAUUUCAAUCUUUGAAAUUUUUGCAAGUUUUGCUAGUCUGUAUCUACAAAUCUUUAAUUUUGAAGUCUUUAUAAGAGCACUUUUUGAUAAAGAUUAAUAAAAACCAAUAAGGAGACUUAGAAAUAUCCCCCACAUUGGAACAAAGAAAACUAGUUAAUUAAGCACACUUGUUAGUUACUUAUCCUAUGACUUAUACAUUUUAAACUCAUAGGAGCUUAGAGCAGCACACAAGGGGUUGUCCUUUUUUAAAUACUCACAACACCCCUGUGAGGUUGUUAGGCUGAAAGUGACUAGGUUACCCAGUGGCUUCAUGGCUGAUCAGGAUUUGAACUCAUAUGUCCUCAGCCCUAUUCCAUAAUUCUAGUAAGAUGUAUUGGAUAUGUUGAAAUAUGUUACCAAGUAGGGAUUGGAGUGUAAGACAUUUUUGCUUGCACAAACAUGUCUGACAUGUGCACACGCGCCAGGUACUUCUGCUUACUUCCGGUCUGAGGAGUGGACGGGGUGGCAGGGAAGUACGCUGCUGCCAUGCCAGACUGGUUUGCAAUGGAGCACUGAUGAGGGAAAAGUGGAGGGAGGGUAAAUGAACCCUGCCCUGCCCUUAAAGUCCACACCCCCCACACCCCCGCUUGGUUCCGGGAACAUCCCGAGUCUAUAUUCCUUUGAGAUCAAUGACUUUAUUGCUUAAACUAUUGAAUAAGAUGUUACAUUUUGGGGUUUUUUGCAAUACUUUUGAUGUUUGUGAUUAUUUUGCACUAAUAAAUGCCCUGAUUACGGCACAGACUCUGA
This is a messenger RNA of Hemicordylus capensis (graceful crag lizard), 3737 nucleotides long. It is a transcript of the gene PIGR, whose product is annotated as polymeric immunoglobulin receptor. The coding region runs from base 532 to 2499 and encodes 655 amino acids. The record is from RefSeq and is a predicted model, not a curated record. NCBI's taxonomy places the organism in Eukaryota, Metazoa, Chordata, Lepidosauria, Squamata, Cordylidae. Gene Ontology annotation, molecular function: transmembrane signaling receptor activity. The transcript is spliced from 11 exons. Gene Ontology annotation, cellular component: plasma membrane.